AUGGUAGUGCGUAAUUUAAAAAGCACGAACAAGCUAACACUGUUCAUUGUAGCAACGACCCUAUUUCUAUUCUUUAAAUACCUUGUAUUGGACAAUAACUCUGGUAAGGACAACGAGUACCUUAUUGCUUCACAGACUGGCCAGAAGGUAGAUUCUUCAGAUGUGGAUACAUCAAAGCUGCAGUCGAAGCUAGAUGCUUUGAAAUACUCCGAUACUGUGAGAAGUUGUCCCGAUUAUGUCGACUACGCAGGUGUUGCUCAUUAUAGGAAGCAAGACGAUUUAGACACCGAGUUACCUUUCCAAAGACCUCCUAAGAAUUGUAGAACAUUUAAGUCCAAGCUCAUUGAGGCAAUAAUCGAGGGAUUGAAACCAAAAUUUAAGGAUCCAAACUUGGCCAGAUUGUUUGAGAACACCUUCCCCAAUACGUUGGAUACGACGAUUCUGUACCAUGUCACCUCAAAUGAAAACAAACAAUUGCAGAACCAUAGACAUCCCGAGUAUCUUUACAGAAAUAACUUCCCAGAGACCUUUGUUGUUACUGGAGACAUUCAUGCUGAAUGGUUGAGAGAUUCUGCUUGGCAAUUGUCGGUGUAUCAGCCGUUGAUAAAGUACGACCAAGGUUUAAGGGAAUUGAUAAAGGGUGCCAUCAACACACAGUCCCAAUUGAUACUUUCCAACGCUUAUUGCAAUGCGUUCCACCCACCUCUUUAUACCAAGAUCAAGAAGGGAGAAGGCCACUUUGACAACGUUUUCCCUAGGCCCAAUUGGAGACAGGUCUUUGAGUGCAAAUAUGAGAUUGACUCUCUCGCGUCUUUCUUGACCUUGUCUCGUCAAUAUUUCGAAAAUAGCCCCCAGGAAAGCAGACUAGAUUUCAUUACGGAUGACUGGCUCGUUGCACUAACCCAAGUCUUGACCGUCUUGGGGCGGGAAUCAGUGUCCACGUUCGAUGAAAGUGGUCAUGUUAACAAAUUCUACUAUGUCUUUAAGAGAAAUACCGAUGUGGCUUCUGAAACGUUACCCCUUGCAGGAACUGGGAAUCCUGUGAAUUUAAACACUGGACUUAUCAGAUCUGCUUUCAGACCAAGCGAUGACUCCACUAUUUUCCAGUUCUUUAUUCCAGGUAACGCCCAUAUGGCUACGGAACUUGAACGGAUAGUCCCCAUAUUACAGGAUUUUGAGAAGGUAGCUGAUCAAAAGGAACUCGGUGUGCUGUUGCCAAGAAUUAUAGAAAGCUGCCAAGAGUUCGCACAAGCCAUCAGGAAAGGUAUCGAAAAGUACGGGAUAAUAGAUCAUCCUAAGUUUGGUAAAGUAUAUGCGUACGAAGUCGAUGGAUACGGCAGUCAUUUAUUAAUGGACGACGCCAAUAUACCAUCCUUGCUCUCAUUACCAGAUCUAGGAUUCCUACCCGUUGAUGACCCUGUUUAUCAAAACACAAGAAAGAUGAUUCUCACCUCCAAGGGCAAUCCAUACUUCAUCAACGGCAAAUAUUUCCAAGGUAUCGGUGGCCCACACAUUGGAAUACACAAUCCGUGGCCUUUAUCCCUAAUAAUGAAGAUAAGAACAUCUAACGACGAGAUCGAAAUCAUGAAUGCCUUGAAGAUGCUCCUGGAAACUACUGGGGAUCUUGGCCUAAUCCAUGAAUCGAUUAAUGGUUUCGUAGCGAAUGGCGAAGUUUAUACAAGACCAUGGUUUGCUUGGGCCAACUCUGAAUUUGGAAAAUCGAUAUUCAACUUAGCCAAGAGAAAGCCAUGGCUAAUUUUCGAAGAAUAUGCUCCUGGUGACUCUUUCGAUUUAGAGGAGUUCAUCAAGACGUUAGACUUUUAG
This is a messenger RNA of Kluyveromyces lactis, 1824 nucleotides long. Its product is annotated as glycoside hydrolase family 125 protein. The transcript has a single exon. Bases 1 to 1824 code for a protein of 607 amino acids. The record is from RefSeq and is a predicted model, not a curated record. NCBI's taxonomy places the organism in Eukaryota, Fungi, Ascomycota, Saccharomycetes, Saccharomycetales, Saccharomycetaceae. Gene Ontology annotation, biological process: carbohydrate metabolic process.